CCGCGGCGCUCCCGGAUGACGUCACUCCCGCGCGGCCGGGUYCCCGUGCCUCGGACCGGACGUGACGCGUUUAGCGGCCGCCGCCACGGCCCCACGUGGUGGUGCGAGCGCGGGGAGCGGGGUCCGUAUCCGAGCGGCCUCUCCGGGCCCGACAUGAACCCCUUCGCCUGGUACCCGCCGCYCCCGCCCGGGCUGCCUCCGCCGGGUAUCCCCCCACCCUUCUUCUGCCCGCCGCCCUCCUGGGACACGAGUUUCUGGGCUGCCCCCGGGCCCUACCCGCCGCCCGGCCGGUACCCGCCGCCYGACAGCCACCCGCCGCCCAGCACCUACGCCGCCGCCGAACCCUACUCGCAGCCCAAGAGCUACUCAGAGCCCGCCGAGUCCUACUCGCAACCCGCUGAGAGCUACUCCGAGCCCGCCCAGAGCAUCCCUCCCGCCGACAGCUACUCCCAGCCUGCCCAGAGCUACCCUCCAGCAGAGAACUACCCCCAGCCCGACCACUACUCGCAGCCYGAGGGCUACCCCCAGCCCGCCGAGGGCUACCCUCCUACGGACAGCUACUCGCAGCCCAAGAGCUUCCUUCCCCCAAACAGCUACACCUCGCCCGCCGCCUGGUUCCCGCCUGCCUACGGAGCGCGACCGCAGGGCCCGCACGCUGGUGGAAAGGGUAAUUUCUCCCAGAAGUGGCAGGGCAAGCMAGUGCCUGCAUUUAAUAAACGUUGUCCAGAAGAAAAUAACAAGCCAAAGACCAAAAAGAAAAAAGAGCCAGUUUUCUCUCAUUAUUGUGAUACCUGUGACCGUGGCUAUAAAAACCAGGAGAAGUAUGAUGAACAUAUUUCACAGCAUAAACAGUGCACAGAAGAAGGUUGCAGUUUCAGUGCACAUGAGAAGAUUGUUCAGAUACACUGGAAGAAUGCACAUGCACCUGGUGCUAAAAGAAUAAAAUUAGAUAGUCCAGAAGAGAUUGCUAGAUGGAGAGAAGAAAGAAAAAGAAAUUUUCCUACGUUGGCAAACAUUGAAAGGAAGAAGGAAAUGCAGAUGCAGAAGGAGGAAAGGGGAGAAGUGCUGACUACCCAACAGUUUGGCAAAAUGAAAGGGAUGUGGAAACCUCCAGAAAAUGGAGAGGCUCUUGGACACCAAGGAAGACACAGGAAAAGACAAUGGCGCCCUUUCUGGAAGAAAUUUAGGAAAAAUGGUGGUGAUUAUCAUGCACAUAAAACUCAAAAUGAGGCCAAUGGACCAGAAAACAGCACGUGYGACAAGGAAGAUGAAAAACAAAAUGCUUUGGCAGGCCAAGCAUAUGAGAAGGAUGUGGACCCUCUUGGUCUUCUGGCAAACGGUGAUGUUGAAUCCGAUAAGGAUGAGGCAGCUGAGGAAGAUGGGAGGUUGGGAAUGACGGUUGUCCCCAAGCAGGUGACCUCUGCCCUUAGCUCACUGUCGGUCAACUAUGGCAGCGCAUCCGACAGUGAACCCGAAGAAAUCCCUGUCAAGUCGGCAACAAAAGCUGAGAAAAACCAGGCUGUGCUCAGAAAUACGCCUCAAACURCUCCUGUUCCUCAGAGUCUGAAACCGAAUCAAAGCCGCUCGCAAUGUGCAGGCACGACGUURAGGAGCUCCAAUUCAAAUGCUCGUCCUCCCAGAGGGCCUGAUAAAUGGGGCAGGAAGACAUUGCCUCCCCUUUCCAAGCGCCGUCCMACUCUGCUGGAAAUGUUGCUGGCCCAGGACAUUCGACAUGAAAGGAAUGUGAUUUUGCAGUGUGUUCGAUACCUCAUCAGAAAUAACAUGUUUGGACUUCAUAAUAAAACAGAACMACAGGCUGAAGCAGAAACUGAACAGUUCUCUACAACUACAGCAGAGUCUCCGGUGGACAAACCCGAUGAAUYGAAUUGUUCUUGUAGCUCUGGCCUUCAGUUAGAAGGAGGACAAGAAGAUGCAUUAUUAAUAACCCAGAGUGAGAAAGAACCUGUGGAUCAGACUUCACAGAUGGCUGAAUUGGUAGAUGAGGACACGUGGGAAGCCCCAUCAAUUCAGUGUGAAGGAGCACCGUAGAGGRUGUCUGUGGUGGACAGUAAAGCAAAGGCUCACAUUUUCUACCMAGCUGAUGCUUUUUGAAAGACAUCAGUGUAACCAAAAAUUAUUAAAGUCUAUAYUGAGAGCUGUUAAAAUCACUUUCCUGAUCUGUUCUGCCCAAGGUGUUCCAUUUCAUUGGAAAACAUGUUGAGUAAUUCCAUUUCCACAUGGCACAAAGGCAGCAGUGGCRUACUGUAUGACCUUCCCUAGAGUAGGUAGAAAUCCCCACUCUAGGUUUUUGGAAUUCUGAGUGUCUUAGCUUCUUAUGAAACAUGUGUGAGUCCAUCACCAGAGCCAAGUAGGAUGGAUCUUCCUCAUGUGAAGUCACAAUCUGGUGGGUGUGUGGACUGUCUUGAGUGUCCAGAAGUAUUUCAGUGUAGUUUCAAAAUGRUAAUUCAGUGCACACAUUAUUUUACUGUAAGAUAUGGAAGAUAUAACUGACCUGGUUCAAAAAAUACUUCUUGUACCAAGAGUCUCUUCCUCCCUGAAAUAAUUUGUUGAUUGAGCAGAGAAAUAGAAAUGAGGGCACAGGCUUUACUUAUUUAAAAAAUAAAGAAAGAAAGAUACUGUAACUGCUUGCAUCCGUGCUGGGUUGUUGGUUGAUCUCAGGUACUCCAUACUGAGCCUUUGGCCUUAACUCCUGUUACAGUUAUUGCCUGCCAAAUUAACUCCUGAAGCAAACCCUCAAUAUUAUUAUGAAGGCUGAGAAAGUUUACUAAGAGUUACUGGUUACUUUUCUCACAGACAUUGGGAAUUUAAAAGUUGGCCUUCAGGAAGAAUGCCUUAGUACAUUGUUUCAAUGCUCCUACAGCAGCCAGUGAUUGGGGUUUUUUUCAUGGGUUUGUGCAUACAUACACAGUGUUGUGAGCACUAAGAAAAAGCAUCAGCCAAGGUUUAGAAACAAAUUUAGCCUUUUGAUUAUACUGUGCAUUUGUUUGCCAGAAUGCUUCUUGUCAAGGGCAGGUGUUAGUUUGUCACAUUGACGCUGAAAACAUGCCACAAAAGUAAUCUAUUCUCAAAACCUCCGCUUCAGAAUCUGCUCUUUGUGUUUUAGUCAUGGUUAAAUGUUGCAGUUAGUUCUCAGGGACUGGCUUUAGUUUCUUUUUCUUUGGUAGAAGUCUAGCCUUCCAUUCCACCAGCUGAAAUAGGGAGACUCACGUGGGGCUUUUUUAUUGCCUAAUAGCUGUAUUUUCUUUCCUUUAGUUCCUUAACUUGUCACACAUUUCAUUUGUGGAGUAUAGGAAACAAGAAAUAGUUGAAAAUUCUGUCCUGCUGCUCCACUAUUUAUAACUACAACUACAUAUUGUGUUUGUAAUGCACUGUCUAAAUUUAUGGAAUUAUAUAAAUACCAACCCCCUUGUAAAAGUUGCGUGUCUCAAGAAUAUAUGGGCAGAAUAGAAGCAGUGAUGAUAAACAUUUAUAUUUUCCAAGGCAGAUGAUUCAUUCUUCCCAUGAUGAUCUCACGAGCCAUCUCAAUCUCACUGACUUGCCUYUGGCUCUUGCAGUUUUACUGCAGUGAAAAUACCAACAAAGAACACUUAGCCACGGAGAUCUGGCACUCGAGCAGAACCCGGUUUCAGUGGAGUGGUACCAGUGCUGUUGAAAGCAUAAGUAACAGCUGCAGGGAAAGAGAUGGAUGUCUUAAAUUUGCUGUUAAAUUGCACUUUAAACAACCCUGUGUCUUAUCAGAGCUUUCUUUGACUGUACAUUUUGACCUUGUAUUAAAAAAGACAAAACCUUUGCCCUGAAUUUUUCAUGCUGUUAUCAUUAUGACUUAAGAAUAUUAAACUUUCACACAAAGUCAAAAACUUUGUCAGAAAAAAAAUCUUAAAAGUCUGUUUCAUAUGGAUAGAAAGAAGUGGGUUUCUUUAUAGGGAGUUCUGUACCUGGCAUAAACCAGAAGUUUUAACCUAGGACUUGUUGCAUACAUGAAGAAUUGCUGUUUUUCUCACCACAAGCCAUUUCUGCCAACUCAUAUAAUAGCCACAUGGAGACACACUGCAGUGAUGUCAAACCCUGAAUUGCAGUCUUGGUCCAUGAGGUCUUUGUCUCUUCUUCUUCCCCACUUUUGUUUUCCUCUCCUUCCAGACCACUUCUUCACACACCCCUUCCUGCUGRUCAAGGAUGUGCUUUCUUAGUACUUUGGAUUCAGCCUUUGUAUAGGAAAGGUGCUGUCAAUGCCUGCAGGCUUUUCUGGUCCCUGCAGGUUUUCUGCUCUGGGUUAGCAGAGGUGGGUUUUGUUCAAUUGAAUAAAAUACUUCUCUGUGUCUGUAAGAAGAGCCUGUUUCUGGCAUGCUGCUGGAGCCAGUGUCUUUAGUAAGCUUUGUGUAGCUUUUAGCUUUCUCAUUGUCUUGAUUUGGGGUAGUUUCUUUUAAGUUUUUUUUUGCAGUGUUAUUAAGAAAAAAAUAAUCCUAGUGCUCAUUCUUUGUGACUCACUUAAGAUAAAAAUAUUCCAGUGACAACCUUCA
Messenger RNA from Malurus melanocephalus (red-backed fairy wren), 4538 nucleotides. It is a transcript of the gene NUFIP1, whose product is annotated as nuclear FMR1 interacting protein 1. Gene Ontology annotation, cellular component: nucleus. Gene Ontology annotation, biological process: box C/D snoRNP assembly. Gene Ontology annotation, molecular function: RNA binding. The record is from RefSeq and is a predicted model, not a curated record. NCBI's taxonomy places the organism in Eukaryota, Metazoa, Chordata, Aves, Passeriformes, Maluridae.